Molecule: messenger RNA, 17847 nt
Organism: Cinara cedri
Lineage: Eukaryota; Metazoa; Arthropoda; Insecta; Hemiptera; Aphididae
Source: the annotation of a GenBank genome assembly
CGGUCAACGUCUCGUUUUCGUAUUCGGCCGACGAAGUAAACCGCGUUCGAAAACAACACAGCCGAAAAACGAAUCAAAAAAAAAACAGCACAGCACUGCAGGUAAAGAUUGGGUUAUUUUGUUUUUUCAAUAUUUUUGUCGGUUACGUUCUCGCGCGUACAGCCGUCGUCGCUUACAAGAAGAAAUUUCCGUCGACGCCGAAAUGACGGAUACGGUUUUCUUUUUGUUUUUUUGUCCGCGAACUUCGUACCACGCCGCUAUUUAACGAAUCAACCUACAGGUACCUGCCCGUACAGGACGAUCAACAUAACGUAUGACGCUCGUUGUAUCGGAAUUUUAGAACAUUUAAGUAAUAAUUAGGUAGCUCAAAAGUGUUGCUUUGUGUUUUUGUCGUCCGUGGGAGGGAAAACCACUACCUGCUUUUGAUUUUCAAAUCGUAGUCUAUUCACGCUUAAAAAUUCCAUAAAUUAACGGAGUAUUAUUUCAUAUCAAUUUUAGUGUUGACAUUUUUAAUUUCCAUCAGCCCGUUGACAAGAUAUUUCACUUUUAAGUUUUGACAGGGCCAGAGUAACGGUGCAUAAUUUGUGUGGCGGCACGGCGCGAGGCCUUUUAAUUGUAUUCCACCAUUCAUCCUCUACCUAAAUUUAAAAGUGAAAUAUCUCUUCAACGGAUUGAUGGGAAUCGGAAACUACAACACCAACAUUUAUUUAAACGAAUACGCCGUCUAUUUGUGGAAAUUUUGCUAUAUGUUGCCAUUUGAAAAUCAAAAGCCGGUAUUUUCACCCGUUAAAAGAAAGGCGAAUAAUAAAACCGUAACGUAAAAUUGUUGAGCUAGUUGUUUUUCUUAAAUGAUCUAAAAGUCAAGUUCCGAAAAAAGUCAAUACAUUCCGAGACACCGAGUGUCUUACGUCGUAUUGAUCACUCUGUACUAUUAAAAUACGAUCUCGUUGAUACUGAAUGUAAACGAAUAAUAAGUGUAUGAAUAAUAAAUGUUUAACUGACGCCCGGCAUUUAGUUCGUGCUAAAAUUGAUUGCCACGGUCAAAACUGAACAAUCGAUUGGUGUGGGUACCUAUAAUUUGAACCAUGUGACGAAAUAAAGAUUUUGUAUUAAGGGAGGCUAAAUAUGUUUUUACUUGAGACAUAGGAAAAGAUAAGAGGGGGGAAUUUCAACUCCCAAGAAAUGUACAUUAGUGUUUUCGUCAAUAUGCAUUUUAAUGUAAUACUUUUAACUAAAAUAUAUAUUAAACAAAAUUUAAAAGGUAUUGAAAUGAAAAAAUUAUAGUAUUUGUUUUGGCAUAACUUUUAACUAAGAUUUUAAGUAGUAAGAGUGAGUACAAUAAUAUAAACGGACAUCAGGCCACUGGGCCAUAAUAUAAUCCAGGCCAUCUGGAAAAUUCUCGCUUAUACCAAGAGUGUGUACGUAGUGGUGACGCCAACAUUUUUAAUUAAGGGAAGGGGGUAAGGCUAAAUACGUUUUCUCUUGAAACUUGGAUGAAGUUAAUAUGGGGGAGUUUCGGCUUAUUUUCUGGCAUAAUGCUCCUCCUUAAAUCGUUUUUAUUCGGUCCAGGAGAGAAAACGUUCUUUCAGUAGUGAAAGAAAUACCUGAGUAGAAACGUAGUUAAUACUCAAAUCGUAAAUCGUAUAUAUUUACAUAAACAAUGUUCACGAAGGAGGCUUAAGCCCCCUCCCCGAGUACAUCUCGGUGUGUACAGAAAUAAAAAUAACGUUUUGGACGCCAUCGACCUUAACUCCACGUCGAAAACAUUUAACCGCGAUCGUAGGUAAUGUGCGUCCGAUGAAUUCCGCAUAGACAUAUGUAAAACUGUAAACCCGUUUGGAAGCAAUAUAAAUUCUAAAAAUAAUUAAUUUUCAUCGUACGUCAGUGAAUCUCAACCUCUGUGUGUUGGCGACCCAAGAUAUUCAAACUGUUUUUCAUGCGACCUUUUUGAAAAUAAUUCCCAACGAAGGGCUAUCCAUUCUACCCAGCCCAUUUAGUUGUUCAAUUACCAUAACUAAAAGGAACUAUUAUAUAUUUCAUUUAUUUUAAAAUUAAUAUACAUGACUAAACGAGUAAUGGGUACCUUAUGAAGUUUACAAUAAUGACAAUUGAUAACAAAACAAAUAUUGAUCAAUAACUUACCAGAUUUAAUCGUUUCUGUGAAUGUAAUCCGAUAGAGUGCAUUUAUAUUAUUGAAAGACUAUAGUCGAAAAUUAUAAAUUUACACUUGUUUGUCAAGAAAAAUAAUUUACGAAAAAUAUUUCAUUAAUUAUUUUUAAAACUAUUUUACACAGGUAGUCUAAACUGAAAUUAUUAUAUUAACGUUUUUAUUAGUUGGCGACCCAUUUAAAAUUAUUCGUGACCCAAAAUUGGGUCGCGACCAUAUAGUUGAGGAACGCUGAUAUACAUGGGUAUACUUAUAUUUUACCUACGCGUUUCAUCAAAAUCGGUUAAAUCCGGAGAGACGGUCGUAUUGUUGGUGACGGAUUAUUUCCACGCGCACAGUGCCCAUAUUGCGUUUUUAUGUACGAGUACAGAUGGUUUAUUCAUCAAGUCUCUUUUCCGUCAAAACCUACUAGUCUUGGCGGGGUAGAAUGCAGGGAAGAAGGACUUUAAAAUUAUCGGUAAAAUACGAUUGACGUUUCCAAUAUCGUUUUUAUCAAACGAUUGAGCACGACAUAUAUGGCGUUAUGUACGUGGAAUUCUAUAUUGGUAACAAUAACAUUACAAAGCUAUCGUGGUUAAAAGUUUAAAUUAUAAAUUAUUUUAUCGCACACCGUGACAUUUAAUUCACUACAGAAAUUAAAUUAUUGUUGAAUAUUUUGAUAGAACAGGCAGUAUGAUUGUUGUUACUUAACUGAUUUAACUGUUAUUGUUAUUAUAAAUACUUCGGUUUAAACUAAUGAAGAAUACAAAUAUUUUUCUCAAACCGAUAUAAAGAUCGACUUGUGACUAUGCUUAAACCAAAAAACAGUCGUUUCACUGAAAAAGAUGAUGAAUAUAAAUUCUAUAAUAUUUUAAAUGUUCAAUGGCUUUCAUUUUUCCUAUGGAUAACUUUUCUACCAGCAAUUUUGUUCCAACAUAAAAUGAUAGUAAAUUUUCUAAAGGGAAUUUCACUGGGGAGGUACUUUAGAAAGGUCAUUUUUCUAUUUUCUCAAAAGUUUUUUCAUCAAAUGCGAAAAGCUAAAAAAAAACGAAGGAAAUACGGGAAAAUGUACGAAAUAUAUUUGUAUAAUAUUACGAUUUUUUUUUUUUUUUAUGGACAACUUUUCUACUAGAAAUUUCGCUCUAAUUUUUAAUGAUAGCAAUUUUUCUAAAAGAAAAUUUCACUGGGAAGGUGCUUUUGAGUGGUCGCUUUUCGAUUUUUUCUGGAGUUUUUUCAGUAAAUGUGUAAAACUGAGAAAACACAUUGGUAAACCGGGGAAAUCGGUACUACAUUAAUAAAUAUUAUCAAAAAAAAUAUAUAGAGCGUAUUUAAUUAUUUUACUACAAUGUGGUAUAUAUAUUGUUGACAAAGCAUCACUAUCACUGAUCUUUUUUUUACAUAAGUAUACCCAAACGAUUUUUUAUUGACAUCACACGUUAUUAAAAUUAUUUCGUUAGUUCAAAAUCAACAAAUUUCACGAAAAAUAUUACAGCGGUGGAAAAUACGAUGUAUAUAAAUAUGAAAUACAACAUUGUUUGUAUAUAGCAUGAUAUAGAUAAGGCGGCUAAUCAAUUCCUCUGCGACUCUCAGUGUGCGCCUUCAAACGUUUACUGUCAGAAAUGUACUGAUUGUAUACAAACAAUAUUCGAUCAUUACGUGUAAAAUAUAAUAUAAGGAGGUAAUUGUACCACAUUUUAUAUUAUAUAAUAUAAUAAUAUAAUAUGUUUGCGUAAUAAAUAUAUAAUAUAAUAUAAAGAGGUAAUUGUACCACAUUUUAUACCAUAUAAUAUAAUAAUUCAAUAUGUUUGCGUAUUAAACGAAACCGUAUGUAAUUUGUAUUUCAGGGGAUCUGGACACGAAUGACAUGAUAAUGAUGAUGGCCACCGAGAUUACCAAAGGGAAACCAGUGGUCUACGAAUUUGGUCCGGAGGCUCGGGACGCGUGUUGGUCGGCGUUGACGAGUUCGUUUCAUCGGUUCGCAAAUAUACAACAAGAAAAUAGUGAGUACCUAUGUUAUGAUUUAUUGUUAUUUUACGCUGAUGGCAUGCGAACUCUGAAUGGGACGAUUCCUAGGGACGGCUUUCAUUCGGGUGAAAAACUAAAAAUGUGGAAUCGUUUUUGGCGAAUUAAAAUAUAAACGCGUAGUAAAAUUUGAAAUAAAAAUACGGUUUAAAGACUUAGGACAUUUAGCUUCUUAAUUAAAACUGGUAAGUUUUUUCUAAAUUUAAAUUUUUGACUUUUGAUUUCUUUCAUAACGAAUUAUUGUGGUUGUGGAUUGCUGUAGUAUAUUGCACCAGUUACCAGAAAUGAUUAAGAUGGUUUUUUUUAUUAUUAUUAUUUGCCUAAAUGAAUUGUUUCGCCUCUAUUUAACAUAUUAAACUCAAUAAAAAAUUAAAAAAGAAGUAUACUGUAACUUGUAACUUUCAAUUGGUUGAUAUUUUAGUUAAUAAUAUUUUUAAUUUUGAGUGUAGCCAAGAAGUUAUGAGUUUAUUAAGAUGUGUGUGUUUAUUUCUUUUCUCAGAAAACAUGUUUCGGUUUUUCAGUAGUACUUAUUAUUUGUAAAAUUUAAUCGAAGUUUUCAGUAGUUAAAACCCUAGGUUCUUUUUUUUUUCUGGUUCCUUUGAAGGCAAUAAGGAAAAAAACCAAUUAAUACUACAAAUCAGUAAUCACAAAUCAGAAUCGUUUUGCAUACAGAACAUAAAUUAAAUUGUCCUGUACACCCUACCUUUCUAUUACCCACCUAUAAAAAUGAUCUACCCGUGGGCAGUAUCAACUUUUUAAUCUUACAACUGUACCCAAUAUUAUAGAUAUUUAUAGUAAUGGCGGACAAUUACUGUCAAUAUUAUUAUUGAUAGUGUUUGGUACCUACGUUUUGGAUAAAUACAUACGACCUAUAUAAUAUGAACCUGUAGUAUUAUUAGGUACAAUAAUAAUAAUUAAUAUCAUUAUUAUACUAUCUAUCGGACUUGGCUCAUUUCCAGUACCUGCGAUGCGAGUACACAAUCCUAUCGGACACGCAUCUGGACGGCCACUUACUCGGCAUAAUGUUUAGGACAUAGGUAUACCAAUAAUUAUUAUUAAUUCAGUUGUCAUAAUUUGAAUUUGCGAUUAGUGUAUUUAGGUGCGCCGUUGUCCGUACUAAAGGUCGAGUAAUAUCGAGCUUUUCGAUCCUUUCAGAUAUUUACCUGAUCCAGUUGCGAAUCUAUACCGUAUUUUUUUUUUUUUUUUAGAAGGGGGGGAGAGGAUUCAGAGAGUGGCAAAAUCAUUUAUAAUAAUAAAACCAGGUAUACAUUUUUAAAUAAUAUUAUAUCAAAUCUUUAUACAACUAUAUAGAAGCAAUAAGCAUUACUUACUUAGCAUUACCAGAUCAUUCAUUUAAGUGGGUACACUCAUUAUCUUGGAAAGCAUUAACUUUUUUCGGAAUUUGUUUUCUAAAAUAUUUAAGAACAAGCUGCUCUACAAUAUUAUAUUUAUGUUAUUUUAACCAUUACUAACGAACAAUGAUUCAUAGCGGAGUUCAGUUGUACAAUUUUUGAAAGGCCAUAAUAUUUACGGUUUUGAAAUAGUACAAUUCGUAAAUUUUCCCUGUUUUUACCAUUUAUUAUGAAAAUUCCUGGGAAAAUCAAAAAAAUUACCUACCCUACAAUACAAGUCAAGUUUCCUUUCAAAAAAAGUAUUACACUUGAAAAUCGGAUCAAAAUUUCUGGUAGAUAAGUUGUUCACAGAUAAAAAAAAAAAACAAUAAUAAAAAAUUAAACAUUGUAAACCUAUACAUUCCUCCCUUCGUUCAGAAUCUAAAAUGAAUUGUUUUGAUUAAACAUUUUUAAUUAACAAUCUAUAAUAUUAUUCAUAACGAUAGUUUGACAAGUAUUACACCCUAUAUUAUUAUAUUAUUUUAACUUUAUUGGAGUAAUUUUUUUUUUUUUUUUUGUUAUUUUAAAUUUAUUUGAAAUGAAUGAAAAUGUCAGUUCGUUUUGCACAAAGACAUUUCACUGCAACCGAAUUUUCAAUUUGUAUUUUAUUGUACAAUAUAUUUAUCGAUUUAUAAAAUAAAAUAUUAUAAAGGCAGCUAUUAUAAUAUGAUAUUAUUAAGUUUUAAACUCCAUUAAAAUAUAACAAUUGUUUAUUUUUACGUUGAUUGUCGAUUUUAGUGUGCAUUUAAUAUUUAAAAGGUAUAUCAAAUUAAUAAUGCCACGUAUCUAUAUCAUAUAAUUGGCGUACUUGAGGGGGAUGGGUGAUGGGGGCAUUACCUCCCCUUCCCUGUGGGCCCGUAAAAUAUAUGUAAAAUAUAAUGAAACACAAAUUGCUUAUUUUAUGGAUUUAAAUGUUUUUGUAUUUUACAUUAAAUAUAAAUUGAAACUUUUGUAUCGCUCGAUCACCGUAUCUGUUAAUACUAUUUUUGUACCUAGUUAUUAUAUGACUUUUUCCAUGGAAUUUUCAAAAUAUAUUUCGUCCCCUCUCUCCUGAAGUUUAGGCACGUCAUUGUAUUCAUUAACUUUUACACCUAUUAAUUACCUUACUAUAUACACCUUUUUAAAAUUGGUACUCAAUGUACCAACAUGUAUUAUAUUAUGUAAAUAUAUAAUAUUGAAGUUUAAAAGCUAUUAUUAUAAAAUCAUAACAUUUUAUAAUUGUCUGGUAUAGUUCUGAUAAAAAAAUAGUAAAUACACUGUCACGCAUUAACAAAAUGUACGGAAAAUGUUAACUUCAUUCAAACGUUAAUAGACGUUUUACACGUAAGCUAUUUUGAUAAAUUUGAUUAAUUUGUCAUAAAAAAUUUGUUCUGUAAAAAAAUGUUUAUCUGACAUUGUUUCUUCUAUAAUAUAUUAUUAUAUAGGUUAAUGAAGUGCGGCUUAAUCGAUUAUUCAAAUUGGGCAUCAUAAGUUCGAUUAGUGGCACUAUUAACGUGAUUUCGCGAUUAAAACUUUUGAACUAUUAGUUUUCUUAGAACUUCCCUGGAACUUUCUAGAACGUUAUUAGAAAAAUGUAAGUUCUUAUUUUUAAUUAUAUUUUUAUCUUUCAAUAAUAAAAUCGUAACUUAAUAGAUUAGAUCACAGCAAGCAAACUUUAUUCGUAUAUAAUAUGAUAAAACAAUCUAAAUCUGCAAUCGUUUGUUUCUUGUAUAUUAGUGUAUUAAAUUAAACGAUUAAACAAAUUAUAUUAAUUAGCGUACUAGGGUUUUACUAAUUAAUAAUUAUUUAGAGCGUAGUUAUAGUUUACGCACAGCAAAUACACUUUUAGAGAAAAUAAUAGGUAUACCUUAUUUUUUCAAACAGAGAAGGCAGCUUAACCGAAAUGUCUUUUUAAGCAAACAAUAAAUAUGUAUUAACUAAAAAAGCCAUAGGUACCGUUUUAAUUAAAACUUGCGUGCCAAUUUUACGCGAUUUUAGGAGAAUUUAGUAUUUAAUUCCUAAUUUCGAUAAUACAUUUUUUUUUAUUAUUAUUAUUCAAUUAAAUAAUAUAUGUGUUAGGUAAAUAAAACAUAUAUUUUAGAUUUUGAAUGGAUCGAGGAAUGUAUUGAUUUUACAAUGAUGUUUAUUUUUUAUUUUUUUUAUUUUAUGUGAACACUUCUUUUACCAAAUAUCUUACUCCGAUUAUCAAGUUAAGCAGCUUUUCUGAAAGGAAAUGUUCCCUGGAUGGUACUUUAAACAGGUCAUUUUUUGAUUUCUCAUUAAUAUUUGAGAUAAUGAUGAUAACCUGGUCUUUAGAUUAAAAAAGAUUGAAAGAUUAAAAAUAAGGUUAUCAUUGGCAACAAUUUUUAUUUAUUUAUUGUUAUUAUUAAGGCAUAUUAUUUUAAAUCUUUUUUUAAACAUUGUUGUCAAUAUAAGCUCAUUGUUGUAAUCAUUUUGACAUAAUAUGUAUAUAUUGCUGACAAAGCAACAUUAUUAACUGAACUCUGCUCAGAAUCGUUUUUUCGUUAGCAAUGAUUUAUCGUUGCUUACAAGUAUACAUUAAAUUCUCGUCUGUAUCCUACCUUUUCAGCUUCCCACCUACAACAGUGGCUGCGCCCACAUGCUAAGUAUGUCCGUCCUUUUUUUUUUUUUUUUUAUGCGUACAAACCAGGAGAUUCGACUAAUAAUCAUUUUUUUUUAAAGUACCAUCUGUGCGUCGUUUGCAAUUCAUUAUAUCUCUAGAUUAUACCCGCAACACUCCUUAUGACAAUGCAACAAAAAUAUAUAAUAUAUAUAUAUUUUUUCCAUUCAAAAAUAAAUAAAGAAAAACAUACAUCGUUAUAAAACUACAUAAUGUAAUAAUAUAUUUCAUUUCGCUCUUCGGGAUCUAUAAAAUAUGGAAGGUAAAAAUAUGUAAAAACGUAAAAGUAACACGGUUCUUCGAAAAAAGAUUUGAUAGAAAAAUUGGCUGCGGAUACAAAAAAUUAUCUAGAAUUUGUUUUAACCUUUUUUUUGUUGCAAUUAACCAACAGCAGUGGGAGGUCAGUUUUUAACAUUGCUACCCCACUACUGCCAUCGUUUAUUAAUAAGUAUAAUUAAGUAAUGUUUUGUAAAAUCCUGUUUUACCCUUCGCGGGGUAGACUCACAUUAUUAAUUAUGCUAAUUAAAACUAAGGUGAGAGGUAGGCGGUAGGACCGCAUCACUUCCUAACAUUAUGCUAACUUAACCUAACAUGACCUUGAGCCGGUUGUUGGGUCCUGUUAGGUGAAGACUUUGAUGCCCAGAACUGGUGAGGCGGCUACUCCUAUGGAAUUUGAUUUAACCUGCACGUCCUAACUAGUUACUUUCGUAAAUCGGUACAGAAGUUAUAUUUUUCUUAUUGUUACACAAAAACUUUUAAAUUUUUUUAAUAUUCUCAUAUUAAAAAAAAAAUUCAAAAUAUGUAUUUCGCCAAAAAUCGGUCUGAUUAUUGGACAAAAGUCUUGUAAGUUACAAUAUUACCUAUUAUUAUUAUUAUUAUUAAUAUGAUCGUUACCAUUAUUCACCAUGAUUAUAUUAUUAUACUCGUAAUUUAAGAACGAUAAGACUUACAUGAGUGAAUUAUGUUAAAUUAAAUUAUAAUAUCGAAGAAAUUAACAAAAUACUAAAUGGGUGAAUUUAAAGUCCAUGAAAUGUUCUGUUUUUUUUUUUUUUUUAUGACCGGUUCCCGGACCACCUACUAUUAUACUCAUAUUUAAAACGACCAUCACUAUUAUUAUCGUUUUUGGUUAUUAUUUUGUCGAAAAUCGAUUACGACAUAUGUUGUUUUAAUUAGAGAUAGUUGAUAUCAACAAUUUAGAAUUCGAUAUUCAAUAUUAGAUAUAACCUUUCUUUUUAAGUAAAAACAUAAUACAUAUUUUAUUAAUAUAGGUACAAAUGGUUUGUAUUAUUUAUUAUUAUAAUGCACUAUUUAGAAUUUAAAUGUAAAAACACAUUUUAAAAUAAAAAAGAGCUGUUACCUGAUGCGGCCACUGUUGUAGGUGGGUAGUGGAAAAGGUGGGAUACAUAAAGUUAUUUAAUUUAUACCUGUAACCAACGAUAAACCAUUAAUAAGGAAAACCGAUUCGGAGCGAAGUUCGAUUAUAUACGUGUUUUUAAAAGCCGUAAUAUUUACGAUUGUUAAUAAAUUUCCUGUCAAAUGUCAAGCGUUUCUGUUAAGUCCAACAAUCCAUCUACAGAGUAUUUACCAUACAAAAUUACGUAAAAAACUCAUAAAAUUAAAAUGUAUAUAAAUGGCUCAAUAGUACAGCUCAAAUAUCAUGAAAGUCUUACCACACCAAAAAAAAGUAAAUAUAAGUUUUCUGUCAACAUUUUAGGUCUGUACGAAUAUUUCAAACUGAAUUACAUUAAAAAAACUAAAUUUAAAAAAUAAAAGAAUUGUUUUUGUACAUUUUACUCAGAAACAUAUUUAAUCAAGACGUGGUUAUCACGUUAUCACUUAUAAUUUUAAAAUUAUAAAUAUUGAAAUUGACAAAAUAAUUACCUCGCUUUCGGUCUGUGUUACAGUUUUCAAUUUCAAAAGUAUCAAGAUAUUGAAUCACUCAUACCUAGUUUAAACUUAACUAAAUCAUUAUAUACUACUAUAUUAUUUAUAUUAACCAUCGAUAUUUAAAAAAUAUCAAGUCAAAUAGUAUUAUAAAAAAAAAAACUGUUGAGUUUUUAAGGAUAUGUAUAAUGUGACUCGUAUAAAAAAAAAAAUUAAAUUAAUCCAUACCUGUAUAAUAUGAAAUUUGUUUUCAGUUCAACAUCCAAUGCAAGGAUUCUGCGACAGUUCACAGUAUGAUUCUCAAUCCGACGACGUAGAUACGUCACAUAGAAGUGAUUCAGGUAAAUAUUUUGAAAUUAAUAAGAUCAAAAAUAAAUUACUAAUCAAUAUAUACUCAUAUAUACGUCAUAAAAUUAAACGCAUUUAAAUAUUAUAUUAAAAAAAGCUUUCCUAGGAUAAUGGGAAUGGGUGCAGCCACUGUCAUAGGUGAGAAGUUAGGAAAGUAGGAUACAGAAGGAAAUUUAAUAUAUAUCUAUAAGCAAUGAUAAACCAUUGCUAACGAAAAACCGAUUCUGAGCGGAGUUCAGUUGAUAGUAAUGCUUUGUCAACAAUAUAUAUGUCAUAUUAUGGUAAAAUUAUUAAAUAGACAAUAUAUAUUUUCUUCAUUAAUAUUUGUUUAAUAUUGAUUAAUAAUUAUUAGUAUGUACGGCCUUAAAUUUCCGUAAAAUUAGAUUAUAGUCCCAUGAUAAUUACCUACAUUUUUGUAGGUUUCAUAAUUUGUUCAUAAAUAUAUCUAUGUGAUCAACAAAUCAAUUGACUACAGUCAAUUAGAUAAUAUGAUGAUGAGAUAAUAAAAUGAUCGGGUACCCAUAUAAACCUGGAAUCUUAAACCCUGGAUUGUAAAAAUCUGGACGGUUUUUAAACUAUUUUGAACGAAAAUAACCCUCGAUUUGUUGUGCAAAGACGGAUAUUUUCUUUCCAAAUUUGUACCGUCCAAUGCUAACUUAUUCUGGACAGACUUGUAAUCCAGGUUGGUACAAUAUACAUUUUUACAGCCCAGAAUUAUACAGAUUUAUACAAUCCAGAUUUUAAGAUUCCAGAUUUAUACGGAUGUCCCUUUGCAUAAUGUGUAACAAAAAGUAUCAAAAAUAAAUCAUUAACUAUUCAAAAUACAGUCAGCUCGUUGCAAAAUAAUUUGAUAAAAUAAUUCCCUAUUAAAACUGCUGUUUUAAUAUGGAACAUUUAUACUAGAAUUGAUGUUUCGUGUAACUAAAUACAACUGUACUAAGUGCGUUUAUUAAAAAAGUUUUUAUCAAUGAAUAAAUUGAUUUCCAUUUUUUUUUUUUCAUAAUGUUUUCUGACUAAACAAUAUCGUUACAGUGUUAUAUAUUUAAUUAUUAUUUUUGCUGCGUUUUAAUUAAACCGUUUUGUUUUGUUUCUUUUUUUUAUUAUUUAUACUUUCGGACCACUCUUUUUUAUAAUAAUCUUAAAUUUAUAAUAUAAUUAUAAAAUUCUGCAAUCGACUCAUAUACAUAGUAUACUUGGUACAUUUCAUCUCAAUUUCUAUAUGAUACGUUAAAUUUUUAAUAGAUUAAAAAGAAAUCAUAGUCAAUUUGUAAUUUAAUACACAAGGUAAUACAGUAAACCGAAUACGUUAUUUUACAAUAUCUGCUGAGUUAUUCUUAUUUGUACCUAUAUGCCGGUUCAUUUGUUCAUACUUAUUAUUACUCUAAUAUAUUAUAUUAGGUAUAAGUGCCUAAUAUGAUAAAUGUUUAUUCAUUCUCUCUGUUUCUUUCCUUUCCGUCUUUAAUCAUCCGAUAGGUUUGCUGCAGAUCUCCACGAUCCUCCCUUUCAUUCUUUUAAAUCCUCAUUACUGACCAUAUCCAUUUCAUAUCAUAAUAAUUAUUUUCGUUUACUCUACCAUCCUUAAUUAAAGUAAAUUAUUAAUAACCAUACUGACUAAAAUUGAUUGUAUAUUUUUUAAUGAAAUAGUUAAUUAUAUAUUUAUGUAGGUAUUUCAAAAUAAAAAAAAAUAAAAAAUAAACAUCUUAGUAAAACCAAUAGCUCUCUCGCUACGCUCGGAAUCUAAAAAUAAAACGGAUGAAAAAUAUAUUAUGAUAUGUAGAUUAUACCCAUUUUUAAUAAGACUUCAGUCCAUUUAUUUAAAUAAAUAAAUACCUCAACAAGUAGAUAUUUAACCGUUUUCUUAAUGUUUAAAAAUAAAUACGAGUGAAAAUAUAACAAAAAAUAUUGUUUUUGGGAUUACUUCGCAGUCUAAAGUUCUAAAAUGUUUUACUUUACUAAGUAUACAACUGUGGCUAUUGAAACAUUAUUUAAUUGCUAGUAAAAUAUAUGCAUACCUUACUUAGAAUCAAAAAUUCUACUAAAAAAAAUAAAAACAAAUUCUUAUAUCGAAGUAUAAUUACUGUUUUCAACACUUUCGUUCUAAACUUUGGUAUAAUAACGUGCCAAGUAUAAUACUUUUACUAAAAUACAUCCUGAUUUAAAUAAACUAUACUAAAAUAUAAAUAAAUAUUUUGUUUUAUCAACGUAAUUAAACACUGUUUAUAGAAAAAACUAAUUUAAAAACAGCAACAUAGAUGUGCCAUCGUUAUAGGUAGGAAGUUGGGAAGGUGUACGUUUCUGAGUGGAACUUGGUAAACUGCAUGUAUAAGAUAAACUAAUAUAGCACAGAAAUCAACAAAUAUAAAGUCGAUGUACUCGUACAUCGUCAUUUUUAUCACUUAUCAGUUUUUUUAAAUUGUUCAUAUAUUAUUUUUAAAUAAAACUUUUUAUUAUUUGAAACUGUUUCAAAUAAAGUGGACCCGGGUAAAAAUUCCACACCUUUAGUACUGCAUGAAAUAAUCGCGGUUUCCAUGGGAAAAAACACAUCUCAUUCAGAAUGUCAAUCCAUUUAAUUAACUAAUUAUUCUCGUACUUUCUCUACAUGUAAAUAGUUAUAAUCGAAUAAAUUGCAUAAUUUAAAUUUUCUAACCUAUAUGAAUUAAGUUAAUAUUUAAUUUUAAUUUGUCAAUAAAAGUAAUUUGAGGUUUAUUUUCAUUACACUCCAGUUCACUAAGAAAUGCCAUUAGUGGUUUCAAUAUAGAUAAAAGUAUAUCAUUUUUUUUCUAAUCGAUGACCAAAUAAAUCGAAAACUAAUAAUUCGACACUUUUUUUUCACUUCACUGAAAUCAAACAAAAUAAAUUACCUGCCUUGUUACGCCCCCACGCUCUUAUUAAAUUAAAUCCAUUCAUCUAGAAUUAAUUUAUAUUCAUAUUGCAGUAGGUAAUUUUUUUCUUAUUUUAAAAAGUCGAAUAUUAAGUGAUAAUUUUAAUUUAUUUUAACUUACUUUGUAAUCGUUGGUCUUUUACUAAUGAUUAAUUUAUUUUUUUUUUACAUCAACUUAAUAUAAACAAAUUAGUUUUAUAACAAGUACAAUAUUAUCUCACAUAUUUAAAAUUAUUAUAUUAUUUAUUACUUCAAUGCUCAAUAUUUUUAUUAGUAUAAUAUGUUGGUCGAGCCGAUAAUUGUUUUAAAUUUUUGAAUCGUACCUAUUACUUAUUACAAAAUUAUGCCGCAUUCGUGUGGAUUUGUAAUAUAUAAUUGACAAUACACAUUUAUUAAAUUUCAAAAAUAUUAUUCAGUGACCCAUAAAAUAUUAUUAAUUGUCUGUAACAACCAACAAAUAUCGCAUUCACAUUAUUUCGCAAUGGUAUUUUCAACAUUACAGCAAUUGCACGGUGUUUAAUCGAUCGUACAUAAUAUUAUUUGCGUAGGUUCAUCCGAUACGUUUGGUUUGGCGUACAACAGCCAAACGGACACGCUGCCGCGGAACAGAGAGAAUUCUUCUGAGACGACGACCACAAGCGAAGACGCGAUCGAUUCAUCGCCACCGCUUGACUUCUGUCUCGUCGAGCACCACCGCCACCGUCUAGGGUCCUUGUCAGUAGAAAGUCGAUCGGCCGAGAUAGCCUUUACGGAACAGCUGCCGCCGGUGAUGGACGGCCGCACUUGUGACCAAAUCCAGUGUUGUCCAGUCGACUACUCGACGCCACUGUUGGCCAACAGAAAAAGCGACCAAACCAACAACGACAACAACAAUAACGCAAAUUAUAAUAAUUAUUUGGAAUCUACCAACGUGGAGGUGAUGCCAAAACCCGAACACGAGCUGGAGCCUGAAAACAAACCGGAGUUUGAACACAAGCUGGAACCUGAAUACGAGUCGGAGCUAUGGUCGCCACCGUUGGACGUAGAACUCCUCGCCGAUUCCCGUGGACCGGCCGACGUCGACGGAGGCGAGUGCUCGGACGAAGGGAAAAAACAACAGCUAGUUCUACCAUCGUCGCCGGAGAUCCAAGCUAGGAUGACCCGAACACCAGAGAAUCUUUCGUCGCCGUCUUCGUCGUCGAAGUGUAUGACGUCGUCACUGUCGGAUUGCAGUCUGUCGCUGUCGCGGUAUAUGUCACUGUCGUCGGAAUGUGUGUCGCCGUUCACCAUCAACGAGUCGACCAUAGUAGCCGAAGACGAAUUCAAAACAUUCUAUGGUGAGUAGUAUAGCAGUAUUUUUUAUUAUCGUUAUGACUUAUAACCGGCGUUCGGAAUUUAAUGCACCUAAAGUUCAUAAAAAAAAAACUCUUAAAAGGGUCCAAAAAUGCCCUGAAAAAUGUACAAAAAUAAUUAACACAAAAUAAUUUGUUUUAAAUAAAAUUGUUCAAAAAAUUACUUUAUGUUAAUUUUUUUUUUUUUUUGACCUUUUUAAACGACUUUGUGGAUUUUAAGUGCAUAUAGUCCCAAGCUUUGCCAAUGACCAAUGAUGAAAAAAACAUUAUUUUCCUGCAAAAUCAAAAUUCUCGUAUUAUAUAUAGUACACUUUCUGUACAGGCAUUUUUUUUUUUUUUUAAUCCAACGUACAAAAUACGCAGUUCAUUAACACAGUUCAGUUGGAAAUGCCAUACAUAUUAAUUAGAAUAAUAUUAAACAAAAUCAAAUAAAAUAAAAUACUAAUUACAAAAUAUAGUGGAAGCGAUAGCUUAAUAUAUUGUGUACAAAAAUCUGCCAAUAGGAAUACUGUUUCAAUAAAAUGUGUUUAAUUUUAAGUAUUAACACAACCACCAAUUUCUUCUGCAUAUUUAUUGAGCUGUAGUUUCUGUAGCCCAUUUAGAACCAUCGCUGCUACCACUAAAUUUCAUGUCAUCUUUCCCUAUUCUUAAUUGUUAAGGUAUAUUAUACCAGCAUAAUAUUAUCCAUCCACCUUUGUCUGAUGAUUAAUGGACCGUUAAGACUAAAAUUUAAUAGCCCAUUGUAAUUUACAAAUCGUUAAUACAACUCAAUUUUUUUAACGAGUCGAGAGCGUUUUAUGUUUAUGGUUAACCGGCAGUUACCUAUUGUACGAGAUCAUUGUUAAUUUGCGUUUACCUAAUUUACUUAAUAUUCUUUUACAAGAAUAUGGAAAUAGUCACUUACCUCGGGCAUUCUGCUUAAAGUUCGCAAAAAGUUUGUUGCUUAAAAUGUAAGGAGUAAAAUAUAAGGAUGCGUAGGUUUCGAUGAAUCGUUGCAAUAAAUACCAAUAGGUAUUUAUAUGGCUAUACUAAGACGUCGGGCUGCUAAUAAGUGACGACUUACGAGUAAAUCUUUCGUUUGAUGUAACGAAUCGCUAAUCGACGUAUCGUUGUAUAGCUAGUGUGAAUAAAUGGACACUAAUUGUAUUCUACCAAGACAAUAGACGUGAAUUUCUUUGAGUGCAACAAUGAGUUUAUGAUUCAAUGUGUUUAAUACCAUACAAUGAUACAAAUGUACAGACUAUUGUUUAUCCCGACUGACGACCACGGAUUGCCAUAUUUUGAGUCCAUACUGAAGUAAAUCGAGGGCAAUAUCUUGUGCGUAUAUGGUUAUGUAGAAUAAUAAACACGUCUAGAUAUAUAAUAGAAAACAAAAGUGACAAGUAUAAUACAGGUAAUUACCAGGUAAAUAGAAAUAGAAAGAACCAAACACAGCAGCUCCCUACAGUAUCUGCAGCUGCUGUAUAGGUUUGGAAAAAAAAGGUGUGGUCGGAGUGAGUGAGUAAAAGCCAAAAAAUUAGUGCUUCCGCUGGGCAAACCCAGAAAAGUGAAUAAGUGACGACUGUCGAAAAGAGUAACGCGUCUAGCGUCUUUUUCCAUCCGUGAUCCUCACUCUGAUGGCUCUCAUAUGAUAUGAUUGCCGCAGUGGCUACGUGGGGCGCCAGUGUGUGGACAAUGCGCGUAAUUAAUUGUGAAAUAAUUUAUGGCAUACUUAUGUGGCAAUACUGAUAUUUUUAUAUAUAAUUGUAAUUACUACGUCACUUCGCUCAUUUAUUUUACAAUAUUUAAUAUAUUACACCAGUAUAAGUGUAUUAAUAAUGUUGUCUAUAUGUUACUGACCGUUAGAGAGCACCUUACACGUUAACGGAAAUGCAGAUUAUGAAUUGCUGAAGUUGAUCGAACAUGAAAUGAGGAUCAAGGAGAUCGACAACAACAUCGUAUGGUACUCGAAACUGUUCUUGGGAAUAGUUCUGUUCGUACUAAUUCGCAUCCUGUUCUGAUCCGCACCAGUGGCCUUUUCACUGGCCUCGAUGGACGUCGUCAGUUCGAUUUUCAAAUACAUUUGAACAAAAUAUGUUUGAAAAUCGACUCUGAAUCGGUCAUCGAGCCGUUCGAAAAAAACUUCUUGCAUUAUCAUACAUAUAAUAUGUUAAGUAUUUUAUUAUUUUAUUACCAUGUUAUAUUUAUAGAAUUAUUAUAUAAGAUACCUACAAUUUAAAAAAAAAGAAAAUAAAACAAUGUCAUUUUUAUUCGUCAGGUCGAUACGAUUUUCAAACGCAUUCAUACAAAUAAUUGUUUUUGAAAAUCGAACGGCCUAAUGCCGAAAAAUCUUCGGAAUAGAAAAAAAAACUCCAAAAUGUUUUGAUUUGUUGUGUACUGGCUACCAGCUGUAAUUAUAUAACCGUCUAAAUCGAUGUGAUUUUUUUUUCUUUUCUGACAAACGUUAGUUUAGACGAAUAAGUACUUUUAUAGUUUUUUUUGCAGUUAUAUUCCACAAUUAUCAUAUUAUUAUUAAUUACUUACUAUUAAUUAUAUUAUAUAACAUUACGUUAUCACUUAUCCAUUACUGUAUACUGUUCAUUUAUUAUUACCUAUAUUAUUAUUUACCAAUUAUUACAAAUUAUUAAUGCUCAGUCGAUUAUUAUUACUAUGUUGAUACUAUUAAAUUAUUAUACGAUAUUCGGUAGGGAAAAUAUUGAAUUUUAGAUUAUGUUUUAUAAAUACAGGAUAUUAUGAUUUUUUUUCUCUUUUCUGAUGGUAUAAAUAUUGACGCGUUACCGAUGUCAGGUUAUUAUUACAUAUAUUAUGAUAUACUUUCAAAAAAGAGACAUUGAUGAUAUUAACGUACCUAUAAAUAUCCUGUAUGUAUCUACUAUCUAUAUUAUACAUAUAUAACAUAACUUUAAAUUCAUCAACUAUUUUCUUUUUCUAUUUGAUUAUUGUUAUUGAUUAUUCUGUAUUUUGAUAUUAAUAUAUUCUAUUCGUAUGUGCAUUAUAAGUACUUAAUAUACUAUAUUAAUAUGUGCACCCACGGUUUUUUAUCAAAUCUAUAUUAUUUUGUACUGAAUAUUAACAAUAGUAUAGUAUAUAUUUUAGUUUUUGGCAUAUUUUUUUUUAUAUUAUGUAUAUUAAGUUAAAAUGCUUGUAAUCAAUAUUAUUUAAAUCUGCGAUGAUUGUAUGUAAUGAAAAUCAAUAGGUUACUGGGCUUUUUUUUUUUCUGCAAG